Molecule: messenger RNA, 255 nt
Organism: Marasmius oreades (fairy-ring Marasmius)
Lineage: Eukaryota; Fungi; Basidiomycota; Agaricomycetes; Agaricales; Marasmiaceae
Exons: 5
Coding region: 1-255 (84 amino acids)
Molecular function (GO): GTPase activity; GTP binding
Source: RefSeq, a predicted model, not a curated record
AUGUGGGAGAGAUAUUGCAAUGGAGUGGACGCGAUAGUUUUUGUGGUAGACUCUGUCGAUAAGGAAAAGUUCAAUUCUGCUCGAUUCGAACUUCACCAGCUCUUAGUCCACCAUAGCUUGGUGGGCGUACCGUUGCUCGUACUAGGGAACAAGAACGACAUCGAAGGGCAUGCUUCAAUAAAGGAACUUAUACCGGCUUUGCAAUUGGAUAAAAUUAAUGACCGCCCAGUCUCAGUACGUCUAAACCAGUUGUAG